This is a messenger RNA of Galeopterus variegatus (Sunda flying lemur), 738 nucleotides long. RefSeq names its product protrudin-like. The transcript is spliced from 6 exons. Gene Ontology annotation, biological process: positive regulation of axon extension; protein localization to plasma membrane; endoplasmic reticulum tubular network formation. The record is from RefSeq and is a predicted model, not a curated record. The annotation marks the transcript as partial. NCBI's taxonomy places the organism in Eukaryota, Metazoa, Chordata, Mammalia, Dermoptera, Cynocephalidae. Gene Ontology annotation, cellular component: growth cone membrane; endoplasmic reticulum tubular network.
GCUCCGGGGCCUAGUGGCCCUACCGGUGCCACCUGGCCGUCCCUGCCCCUUCCCCCACCAAGCCAGCGACCGGGAUGCAGACAUCAGAGCGUGAGGGAGGUGGGCCAGAGGUGAGCCCCAGCGUGAUGCCUGAGGCUCCCCCAGAGUCUCCACCUGCCCCUACCAAGUCUCCAGCGUUUGACCUCUUCAACUUGGUUCUCUCCUACAAGAGGCUGGAGAUCUACCUGGAACCCCUGAUGGAUGCAGGUGACGGUGUUCGAUACUUGCUCAGGUGGCAGACGCCUAUGUGUUCCUUGCUGACCUGCCUGGGCCUCAACAUCUUGUUCCUCACUUUGAAUGAGGGUGCAUGGUACUCGGUAGGUGCCCUGAUGAUUUCAGUGCCCGCCCUGCUGGGCUACCUUCAGGAGGUUUGCCGGGCUCGGCUGCCAGAGUCUGAGUUGAUGCGGAGGAAGUAUCACAGCGUGAGGCAGGAGGACCUGCAGAGAGUUCACCUGUCUCGCCCUGAGGCCGUGGCUGAGGUGAAGAGCUUCCUGAUCCAGCUGGAGGCCUUGUUGAGCCGCCUGUGCUGUACCUGUGAAGCUGUCUACCGCGUGCUGCAUUGGGAGAACCCCACCGUGUCCUCACAGUUCUAUGGGGCUCUUCUGGGCACUGUGUGCAUGCUGUAUCUGCUGCCGCUCUGCUGGGUCCUUGCCCUUUUAAACAGCACACUCUUUCUGGGGAAUGUGGAGUUUUUCCGAG